Messenger RNA from Ctenocephalides felis (cat flea), 2560 nucleotides. RefSeq names its product transcription factor Sp4-like. The record is from RefSeq and is a predicted model, not a curated record. Gene Ontology annotation, biological process: regulation of transcription by RNA polymerase II. NCBI's taxonomy places the organism in Eukaryota, Metazoa, Arthropoda, Insecta, Siphonaptera, Pulicidae. Gene Ontology annotation, molecular function: DNA-binding transcription factor activity, RNA polymerase II-specific; RNA polymerase II cis-regulatory region sequence-specific DNA binding.
GUUAUAACAUUACAACAGUUACAAAGCUUUUUGCCCGGCGGCUUAAAUCAAUUAGAGGCAUCCCAAGUCCAAGCUCAAGCACAAACUACACCAGUGAAAUCAUUUAUGACACCUCAGGGGCAACAAGUACUGCAGGUCCAAUCGAUGUCACCACAAUUCAUGCAGGGUGGCCAAAUAUUAUCUUCAGGAGCUCCUAAUCUAGCUUAUAGUGUAAUGCAGCCGAUACAAACUGUCACAGUAGACGGCCAAGAAGCAAUUUAUAUUCCCGUCUCAAUGGCCAAUGCAGCUCAGACGAUACAAAUAGGCGGUCAGCAAGCAUUAUUGACACCGGCGGGCCAAAUAAUAAGAACACCGCAAGGCACUGUGCUACCUGCGAAUUUGCUACAAGGAAUGACUGCCCAGACCGUUCAAUUACCGAAUGCUGCUUCUAACCCUGCAAUCAUAACAAUACCCGGCACCAACAUUCAGAUUCCGCUAAGCGGGUCUCAAGGAAUAGCUUUCCCAGGAGGUAAUAUUACGAUACCAGGUUUGAACACAUCAACUAACUCCGGACAACAGCAGCAACAGAAUAAUACUUCAGGAGGAGGAACUACAAUAACUAUACCUGGGACAAACAUUCAAAUCCAGAGUCCUGUACAACAAAAUUCGCAACAGAGUAACAAUAGUAGUACUGCCAAUAAAGACACUGCCAAAUUAGAAAGCUCAGGCCAAAAUGUUUCGGUGCGAUCUCCUAUGCCUCAAGUAGUGCAGUUCGCUAAUGCGAUGGCUGCCCAAACAAUACCGGUACAAGUUCCCGUAAGCACGCCCAACGGGCAAACAGUUUUGCAGACCGUCCAUUUCCCAUUGCAAGCGUUUGCUGGAAUUCCUGGUCUAGUGCAACCGCAGAUGCAAAUAAUACCGCAGUUAGCAGCACAGUCACAAGUGGCAAAUGUCAUUAAUUCAAAUGGACAAAUACAACAAAUACAACUAACGUCUUUGGCUGGCUUGCAAGCUGCACAAGUUCAAGCACAGGCUCAAGCUCAAGCUCAGGCUCAGGCACAGGCACAGGCACAGGCCCAGGCCCAAGCACAGGCUCAAGCUCAAGCUAAUCAAUCUCAACAAAGUGUUCUGUCCCAAAUUGCCACGGCGAAUAAUAACGCGGCUAACACAUCCACAUCGUGGAAUAGCACCGCCCCGACUUCAUCAACGCAGACUGUCUCAGCUCCUAGUUCUCUGAACACUUCAAUCACUACAGAUUCACAGACAGCAAAUUUAUUACAAAACCAAAGUCAACCAAUCACUAUAACUGGGCCCAAUGGUCAGCAAUUAACUGUUGUCCCAGGAAAUGGUAUAAAUAUUGGGCAAUUGAGAUCUGGAGCAAAUAUUAUACAGGUGCCCAAUUUAUCCGCUCUGCAAUCAAUACCAGUGCAAAACAUUCCCGGAAUUGGUAAUGUACAAGUCAUACCAGCAAACGCCUUAAGUCUGGGUGCUCAAUCUCAAUUAGGUUUAGCAUCAUUACAAGGGCAACAGAACACACAUUCCAUUGCACACGAAACAAAACCGCAAAUAAUAACUGGACAACAAAUACAACAAGAUCCUAAUGACCCAACAAAAUGGCAAAUAGUCACAACGGCCAGUAAUUCACCACCUAUUUCAAACUCAGGAAAUAUGAACUCGCCAUCACAAAAUAUUGGAGCUACUGAUGACCCUGAUAAUCCCACUCCUAAACCAAGGUUACGAAGGGUUGCUUGUACCUGUCCUAAUUGCAGAGAUGGGGAACGGCAUACUGAUAGAAAACGACAACAUAUAUGCCACAUACAAGGCUGUAAUAAAAUAUAUGGCAAAACUUCACAUCUUAGGGCUCAUCUGCGCUGGCAUACAGGAGAACGACCUUUUGUUUGCUCUUGGCUUUUAUGUGGUAGAAGAUUUACAAGGUCUGAUGAACUACAAAGGCACAGAAGGACUCAUACAGGUGAAAAACGAUUCCAAUGUCCUGAAUGCAAUAAAAAGUUCAUGAGGUCUGAUCAUUUAUCAAAACACAUCAAGACUCAUCAGAAGCAAAGAAUAACUCUUGAUAUAAUGGAAGAAGCUACAGAAGUCGAAUUGAAAGGUUCCCAGUCAACAGAAUCUCAAAUAUUAUCGAAGAAAGAAAUGUGGAUGUCUGAUUAUAAUCCACAACAGCAACAUUUUACAUUUAAACAAGUAGAAAUAGUUCAGGAAGCGGCUACUUGCACACAAUCCAUUACAUCUGAAAGUGCUGAUAGUUCAGAUGAAAAGAUGGUUCUAUUACAAAAUGAGGCCGAUGAACCUGAAAUAAUAAUUGGGACACAGUAGCCCAGGGCCAUAUUAGAAAAUAAUAUUGUAGAUAGCAGUUUUGAAUUAAAUGGACCCAAUUUCAUAAUAGAAUAUGUAAAAAUCGAAGAUGAAAUAUUUGGGGUCAACUAAAUUGUAAAUAAAAAUUUUUAGAUUAUGAUGAAUUGUAUAUAAUUUUACCAUAACUAGUAUAGAAUUAAAAAUUAAUUUAUGACAUAAUUUAUAAGUUUUACUUGAAUUAUUAAAAGCAAAUAAUGAGUUUUAUAUG